AUGAACAAAGUUUUGAAAUCUCAUAAACACAACAUCUCCGAUAUAAAUGAACUUCAAACUUCUUUAGACAGUAAAGCCGACAAGAACCAUACACAUAAAUCCUUCACUACUGUUAGAGCAGACGACAUAAUAUUGAACUUUGACCUUGGUUCAAGUGCACCUUUAGAGAAUCCAAGUACAAGCGUAAAAGAUACACUAAACUCCUUAAAUAGUAAAUGUAUGAAUAUCGAAGGUCAUGUCAGAAACUUUGAAACACAUGAACUACCAGCAAUGUUAGAUAAGAAAGCAGAUAAGAACCAUACACAUGAUUUCUUCACAACUGUUGGUAUAGAAAGUAUUGAAGGAACGGUUGAAGGAACUGGUGGGGAUGCAUUAUAUUGGAAACCUCCUAACUUUCCACAAGGUUUAACAUCGGAGGAAAACAUAACGACGAUGAAAUACAUUAGAUGUAGAAAUGUUUAUGUCAUGGAGGAUGAAAAUAAUGUUAAAUUCACUGCUCAAGAUUUAUAUGAUAAGAAAGCCGACAAGAACCAUACACAUAAAUCCUUCACUACUGUUAGAGCAGACGACAUAAUAUUGAACUUUGACCUUGGUUCAAGUGCACCUUUAGAGAAUCCAAGUACAAGCGUAAAAGAUACACUAAACUCCUUAAAUAGUAAAUGUAUGAAUAUCGAAGGUCAUGUCAGAAACUUUGAAACACAUGAACUACCAGCAAUGUUAGACAGUAAAGCCGACAAAACUUAUGUAGAUGAAGAACUAUCAAAGAAAUUUUCGAAACCAGAUACAAUGACAUUUACAACAGAAAUUAUAAAUGGUGAACCAGCAACUCCAUUUGAAUUUGUUAGAGGUCUUCAACCAGAUACUUUUGAAUUUUUCUUGGAUAAUUCUAUUGAACUAACAUUACAUUAUAAAAGUGGAACAAAUGCAACAUUUCAUCCGGGAGAUACAUUCCAAAUGGUAUUUAAUGACAUAAGUUCUUUAGAAUAUGUUUAUAGAGUUAUGAGCAUAUAUGAUUUAAUAUAUCCUAUAGGAGCUGUUUAUACGUCUAUGAAUCCAAUAAAUCCAAACACUUUAUUUGGUGGUAGAUGGUAUGAAAUAGUUGACAGUUUUCCAUUCUACACUAAUACUCAGUCAAUGAAGAUGGGAGGUUCAAAGAAAAUAGGUAUUGAAAACCUUCCUUCACAUAUGCAUAGGUUCAGUGGAAGAACAUCUGUGGAAGGAAACCAUUCACAUUCAAUAACAAAAAGAGGUUAUACAAAUCUUGCAGCGGGUUCGGAUAGACAGGGAAUGCAUAGAUAUGAUAUCACAACUGACCCCAAAGAUGUUAGCACAGGUAUUUUCUGUGGAACUGCAGGAAAUCAUACACAUGUUGUAGCUGGUAUUACAGACCCAGCAG
Molecule: messenger RNA, 1396 nt
Organism: Trichomonas vaginalis G3
Lineage: Eukaryota; Parabasalia; Trichomonadida; Trichomonadidae
Product: keratin-associated protein family
Exons: 1
Source: RefSeq, a predicted model, not a curated record